CUCGCUUUCAAGCUCACACUUCCUGCAUCUGUAUCUUUCUUUGAGCACAGACAGUACUACUCAUACGACAGCUCACAAUGGCAGGGGACAAGCCAUGGCCAGAGGUGCCAAUUGGCAACCAGAAUCAUGCGAACGCCGCAGUUGUCAUCAUUGGUGGAGGCAUCUCCGGCAUGUGUGUCGCCAUCGACUUGAUCAAGCGAAACAACUGCCGGAACUUCAUUCUGGUCGAAAAGAGUGCGGGAAUUGGUGGAACAUGGCUCGACAACAAAUAUCCAGGAUGCUGCUGCGACGUCUGGUCCACCCUAUAUUCAUAUAGCUUCGCAAAGAACCCUGACUGGACACGCGAGUAUCCUGGUCAAGAGGAGAUCUUACAAUACCUUAUGAAGGUCGCUCAAGAGUUCCAGCUUUACCCACACUUCCGAUUCAAUACGAGCGUCGAAGGCGCGAAAUGGGAUGACGAGCAGAAGAAAUGGAUUGUGAGCGUCAAGACGGCGCCAGGUUCGAAAGAGGCAGAAUUCAACCCAGCAUAUGAUAUCAAGGCGGACUUCGUGGUAUCUGGUGUCGGACAAUUAAAUCAGCCCAAGUGGCCUGAGAUUUCUGGUAUCGACGAGUGGGAUGGAAAGAAGAUGCACUCUGCUCGAUGGGACUGGUCUUACGACCUCGAGGGCAAGAAGAUCGCCAUGAUUGGCAAUGGCUGUACCAGCGUCCAGAUCUUGCCCGAGAUUGCCAAAGUAGCGAAGCACGUCACUGUCUUCCAGAGAACACCAAACUGGGUCGUGCCUCGCCUCGAUGCCCCAGUGUCGCCUGUGAUGCGAUCGGUCUUACGAUAUGUACCCGGCGCGAUGUCACGGAAGAGAGCAGCCCAGAUGGAUUUCCGUGAGAGCACACAUGGUUUCAUCUCACAAAAGGACGAAGCGCUCGGCCAGGCGUUCACGGAUGCGCACAAGCAGAUGCUGGAGUCACAGCUGGCUAAUCGUCCAGAGCUGUGGGACAAGCUCACGCCGAAGUACAAGCUUGGAUGCAAGCGAAUCAUCAUCUCAGACGACUACUUCCCUGCCAUUGCCCGUGACAACGUCAGCUUGGAAACCCGCUCAAUCGACAGCAUCCAAGGCAGCCAAGUAAAAGUCAAGAACGAAAACGGCGAAAUCGUCGACAGCCUCGAAGGCGGCUACGACCUCCUCGUCUGCGCCACAGGUUUCAAAACCACCCAAUUCCUCCACCCCAUCGAAUUCACCGGCCUCAACGGCCGCACACUAUCCGAUGUCUGGAAAGACGGCGCUCAAGCCCUCUACGGCAUGACAGUCGAAGACAUCCCCAACUUCGGAAUGCUCUACGGCCCCAACACGAACUUGGGACACAACUCCAUCAUCCUCAUGAUCGAAGCCCAAAGUCGCUACAUCAACGGCUUAAUCAAACCCGUCCUCGAAGCGCGCAAGAACGGUAAAGCUUUAGCUUUGACGCCCAAGAAACAAGCUCUGAAAGAAUUCAACGAGACUAUCCAGCAUGAAUUGCAGAAUUCUGCGUUCAAUGAUCCGAAUUGUAACUCGUGGUAUAAGAAUGAAAAAGGUCUGAUUACGAAUAAUUGGAGUAGGACUGUUGUGGAGUAUCAGCAGAUGGUGGAAGACGUUAAUUAUGAACGCGAUUUUGAGGCUCAUGGGAGCGGGAAAGAGUUUGUGCAGAGGAAGAAGAAAUUGCAUGUUGGGAGGGUGAAGGAGGAGACUUUGGUUUCGGAUAGGACCUUGUUGGUCAUGGGUGCUGUGAGCUCGGCUGCGCUUGUGGGUGGUUGGGUGCUGAGGAAUUCGAAGUAUUUGCAGGGUUUGAGGGCGAGGUAG
Cercospora beticola is the source of this 1832-nucleotide messenger RNA. Its product is annotated as flavin-containing monooxygenase. NCBI's taxonomy places the organism in Eukaryota, Fungi, Ascomycota, Dothideomycetes, Mycosphaerellales, Mycosphaerellaceae. Gene Ontology annotation, molecular function: NADP binding; flavin adenine dinucleotide binding; N,N-dimethylaniline monooxygenase activity. The record is from RefSeq and is a predicted model, not a curated record.